CAGGUGCAGUUAACGAUGGCUCUCCAACAGUUUGUGUACUGUUUCAUUGUGGGGAUCAUUGUCUUAUCCGAAGGUUGUCAUGCAGAGCAGCCCACAUGUGGCACCAGGGCUGCGGACAGCAGCAGCAUCACAGAAAAUUGGCCCUGGUACGCUGCUAUAGGUGAAGGUCCAAAUCAAUUUGGAGGGUCUCUGAUCAAUGACCAGUGGGUGCUGACAGCUGCAUCUGCUACACUAUUUGUUGGCAGUACCACAGUGGUCCAUCUGGGCCACAACAGCAAUUCAGGUUCAAACCCGAAUGAAGUGACUCGAACAGUGGAAGAAAUCAUCCAGCACCCUGAAUUUAACGCGGCGAUUGUUAAAAACGACAUUUGUCUUCUGAAGCUGUCAGCUCCUGUGGAUUUCACAGACUACAUUCAGCCGGUCUGCUUGGCCUCAGAAAACAGCAUUUUCAACAGUGAGACCAGCAGCUGGGCCAUUGGUUGGGAUUAUAAUAGUGAUGUCCUCCAGGAAGCAAAGGUAGCAAUAGUUGGAGACAAUGAGUGCAGAGACAGCUACCCAUGGGUCCAAGGGGACAUCAUCUGUGUUGGAGAGACAGAUUUAUGUUUGUCUAGAAGAGGGGAACCGCUCAUGAUCAAAAAUGAAUCAGUCUGGGUCCAGACUGGAGUCUUGGGUUUCUCUCAAUGCAUUUAUACUCCCAGAUCUCGUUCAGUCUACACUCGUGUGUCCCAGGUGCAGAAAUGGAUCAGUGACACAGUUACAAAGACAUCACCAGAGGGUUCAUCAACAACCAGCGCCCCUCCCACUCCAACUGCCCCUCCCACUCCAACUGCUCCUCCCACUCUCAUUGCUUCCCCCAGGACCACAACCACUGCUUCCAUUGCUCUUCCCACUACCACUGUUCCAACCACUGACCCGACAUGUGACAGUUUGUUUUGUAGUGGUGAAAACUUGAUCCACUUCACUCAAUUCACCUCACUCUGUGUUCUCGUUGUGUUACUCCAUGUGUUUGCUGGAAUUGUUGGAAAGUAGAUCAACGCAUUUACUCAAGUUCAAAUAUAAACAUGAAGUACUUUACCUAAGUUUUUAUUUUACAACUUUAAGUUGAACACUAUACCUUUUAUUCCACUAUACUUAGAGAAAUCGGGAGUUUGUUUUAUUUUUUAGCAAGAUUAUUAUUUUUAUUUCAGUUUUUUCUGUCUGUCUGUAUUUGCUUUACCUUCUUUAAACUACUUUAAUGACCUGAUGAUUUUCAUUAAGAAAUCAAACACUUCUUACAUAAUUCUGAGGAGUGAAAUGUUAAGCUGUUGUUAUCCCUACUUGUAUCCAUUAUUUGCUCAAAAUCUUACGCAAAUGAAUUAAAAUCCUUUCAAA
Molecule: messenger RNA, 1371 nt
Organism: Oreochromis aureus
Lineage: Eukaryota; Metazoa; Chordata; Actinopteri; Cichliformes; Cichlidae
Product: chymotrypsinogen B-like
Exons: 6
Coding region: 16-1029 (337 amino acids)
Biological process (GO): proteolysis
Molecular function (GO): serine-type endopeptidase activity
Source: RefSeq, a predicted model, not a curated record